Messenger RNA from Diprion similis, 979 nucleotides. RefSeq names its product 33 kDa inner dynein arm light chain, axonemal (gene Dnali1). Lineage: Eukaryota; Metazoa; Arthropoda; Insecta; Hymenoptera; Diprionidae. The record is from RefSeq and is a predicted model, not a curated record. The transcript is spliced from 6 exons. Gene Ontology annotation, cellular component: axoneme; filopodium. Bases 108 to 872 code for a protein of 254 amino acids. Gene Ontology annotation, molecular function: dynein heavy chain binding.
ACCAAGUAAACAAAUGCUGAAAACUAUCAGCAGACAAGCAAGAGUAAUUUCUCACCCAGCACUCAAAUCUUAUACACACUGGGUACAGUUAUAGAAAAAGAAGUAUUAUGGCAGCAGUGGUUCAGGAAAGGACUGUCCCUCCCACUGAUACUCUGAUAAAGUAUGACAAUCCUGUCCUUGUCACAACUCACCCAGAAAAGAAGAAUAAAGAUGCAUCGCCAUCUAAGGUUGGGACGACUGCAUGUAAAGUACAAACGGCACCUCCAACAACUGAUAUUCGACGCGAAACUGAUGAGAUUCUGAAUGGAAUUCUGCCUCCAAAAGAAUGGGAGGAAGAUGGUCAGAUAUGGACUCAACGUGUGUCAAGUAUACCGGCUACCAGAUUAGAUGUCAUCAAUUUGCAAGAACAACUUGAUAUGAGACUACAGCAGCGACAAGCUAGGGAGACGGGAAUCUGUCCUGUCAGGCGAGAACUUUAUACGCAAUGUUUUGAUGAAGUGAUCCGCCAAGUAACAAUCAACUGUGCUGAACGAGGGUUACUUUUGUUGCGAGUUAGAGAUGAGAUUCGCAUGACUAUGGCUGCAUAUCAAACACUCUAUCAAAGUAGCAUAGCAUUUGGCAUGCGUAAGGCUUUACAGGCUGAACAGGGAAAGGAAGAUCUUAUAUCAGCUGCUGACGAAUUACGCGUUCAAAAAAUCGAGCUUGAAAAAAAUGUUGCUGAGUUAAGACAGAAAUUCGAACAAGCAGAAACGAGAGCUGCUGAAUUGCGCGAAGCUGAGGAUAAAAAACAUUCCGAGGAAAUUCAAUUUCUAAAGAAAACAAAUCAGCAACUCAAGACACAACUUGAAGGAAUCAUUGCAACAAAAAAGUGAUUCUCAAGCAAACAAUUUCAUUUCUAGGAGUUUGUACAGGCUUUUCCAUAUGGAAUACUGUUUCUCAUGAAAACAAUUUCUCAUCAUAUAAAAUACAUAAAUAUUAU